UUAGUCGUCAGUUGUAAGAUGGCAUCCCCCCGACCGAGAUCCCCUAGACCCAUUACUCCUAGAAAAGAUGAUGAAUCUUUUUGGGAAAAGAUUGGUACUUUGGGUAGAAAAAAGAGAAUUCGUGAGGUUCAAGAAGUGCAAGAAGAAGGUAAAAAUGCAAUUGACUCACCUGGAAGCCCUUCCAAUGGAGAUUUCCCUCCUGAAAUUUAUUCACUUGAAGAAAAUGAAGAAAUGUCAAUUAUUCAACCCGAUUCUUACAAGGAUUCGAAGCUCAGAGCUUUAAUUAAUGUUCUCAUUGACUGGAUUAACGAUGAGUUAGCUAACCAAAGAAUCAUUGUGAAGGAUCUAGAAGCAGAUUUGUAUGAUGGUCAAGUUCUUCAGAAAUUGUUAGAAAAACUGGCUGGUCAAAAACUUGAUGUACCUGAAGUUACACAGUCUGAGGAAGGUCAACGUCAAAAACUUAGAGUUGUUCUAGGAACUGCAAAUGUUAUUCUUGGAAAAAGUCGAUGGUCUGAAGAUAAGUGGAGUGUUGAAAAAAUUCACUCAAAGAACUUGGUAGCAAUGCUUCAUCUACUUAUUGCCUUAGCGAGACACUUUAGGGCUCCUAUCAGACUUCCGGAAAAUUUAACUAUUAACAUCAUUGUUGCUAAGAAACAAGGAGAUGGUACUAUCAAGCAUAAAACUGUCCCUGAAGAAUUGACAUCUUGUUAUGAUGAUGUUGGUAUGAGGUGCCAAAGAGAUGCUUUUGAUGAUUUGUUUGAUGCUCCUGACAAACUACAUGUUGUAAAGAGUUCGUUAGUAACAUUUGUUAAUAAGCAUCUGAAUAAGUUGAACUUUGAAGUAAACGAACUCGACAGCCAGUUUCAUGAUGGAGUUUAUUUAAUUGUUCUACUGGGAUUGUUGGAAGGAUUCUAUGUCCCAUUAUACGAUUACCAUGUUACACCUCAUGACUUCGAGCAGAAAGUUCACAAUGUUUCAUUUUUCUUCCAACUCAUGCUGGAUAUUGGAUUACCCAAGUCCAAAGCUCGCCCUGAAGAUGUUGUCAAUAAAGAUCUAAAGUCUACAUUAAGGGUCCUUUAUAACUUAUUUAUGAAGUAUCGAAAUCUAAACUAAACUAAUAGACUAUAAUAAGUGCCUUGUUAAUUCCUUUAAAGCUUU
Nezara viridula (southern green stink bug) is the source of this 1158-nucleotide messenger RNA. NCBI's taxonomy places the organism in Eukaryota, Metazoa, Arthropoda, Insecta, Hemiptera, Pentatomidae. The record is from the annotation of a GenBank genome assembly.